ACUAGGAUAUCACAAUUGAGAUUUUCAUGACGAGAUAGUGAUGCUCGAGCCGUACGCAGUUCACUGCGAGCUUUACGAACCGGAUUUGAGUUGAGUUGUGGCAGAUAUGAGAUGGAAGCGAGCCGUUGAGUCCAUUGGAGGAAUCAAGACUUUGCAUCUGAGAGACAUCCAAGAAGGAGGAAGUGAAAACGCAUUUGUGGGGGAAUUUAAGAAAUAAGUAAGUAAUUUUGUGUAAACUUUCUCCUCCUUUUCCUGGAAGGUUCAACUGUAUCACCAUUGUUAAAGGAGUUUGAAAUUUUUGGGAUAAAACUCAGUGACUGCACGAGUGUGAUUCAUUCAGAAUUACAUGCUUUUCAACACAGUCGAUGUGUUUAUUUAUCUCCACCAGUUAGGGAACUGCACGAGUGUCAUUCAUUUGUGGGAGCCAGUUUCUGGUGCAUAGACUGUUGACCAUAUUCCGCUCUCCGGACGCACUGCAAAUUGGAGUCCAGUUGAAGCCAACGUUUUUGCAUUGCCUUUUGUGGAUGACUGUUGCAGUUUGGGAUAUCCGAGUUGGGAAGUCGCAUGCAUUAGCUUUCAAUGCACAAAAAGAUGUGAAUGUCAUCUCAUCGAACAGGUUCUUCUGCCAAGCCUCUUCUGGCAAUAAGCAGCUCACGAUAUGGGAUUUAUCCUUAGAGAAGGAUGAAGAAGCGAAAGCAGAGUUCAAAGCAUAUACCAAGGAACAACUGAGCAAGUUAAAACGCCUCAAGACUUGCCUUCUUAGCUUCCUUUCUUUCACCAGUUUUUUUUUCCAAGAAAAUCAGGGACAAGGACUUGAAGGAACUUCACUGGCACAACCAGAUUCCAGGGAUGAUCAUCUCAAUUGCUUCCGAUGGUUUCAACAGUUUUGAUGC
Brassica oleracea var. oleracea is the source of this 893-nucleotide messenger RNA. RefSeq lists its product as uncharacterized. NCBI's taxonomy places the organism in Eukaryota, Viridiplantae, Streptophyta, Magnoliopsida, Brassicales, Brassicaceae. The transcript has 7 exons. The record is from RefSeq and is a predicted model, not a curated record. The coding region runs from base 525 to 890 and encodes 121 amino acids.